UAAGUCAAGUAAUAACAAAAUAUUACUUGUCUAAGAUAGAUUAGAUUCUUAAAAAAAAAUUGUUAUAAAAUAAUUUAAUAAUAAUUAUUAAUUUAGUUAAGAAAAACAAAAUGAAAUAAAAGCAUUGUAAGAUUUAUAGCAUCCUAAUAUUGUAAAAAUAUUAGAUUUCGAUUAAUAAAAUAUUUUACUUGAAUAUAUGGAAAACGGAGAACUUUUUAGUUUUGUAGAAAAAAAAGCAUUGCCAGAAAAUAUUGCAAGAUUUUAUUUUAAAUAACUUAUUAUUGCGGUUUAAUAUAUACAUGAGUAAUCUUAUGUACAUAGGGAUAUUAAACUUGAGAAUAUACUUAUAGAUUAAAAAUAUAAUUUAAAAUUGGCUGAUUUCGGGUUCUCAGUUAAACUUAAAAAAUAGGAAAUUAAAUUGAGGAAAUUUUUAGGAACUAAAGGUUAUAUGGCACCUGAGUUGGAAGAAUAAUUACCUUAUGAUGGAAAAAAGGUAGAUAUUUUUGCAUGUGGGGUUGUUUUAUUUUGUAUGGUUAGUUAGAUACCUCCUUUUUUUAAGGCUUCUUAAUGUGAUAAGUACUAUGAUUUUUUUUAUUAAAAUAAUCAAGAGGGCUAUUGGAAUUAUAUAUCUCUAAAAUAUAAGAAAGUAUUUAGUAAUGAAUUUAAAGAUUUAAUUAAUGCAAUGUUUAAUAUAGAUCCUGAAUUAAGAUUUAGUUAUGAAGAAAUUUUAUAACAUCCAUGGAUGGAUGAGAAUUUAAUUUGUACAUAAGAGGAGGCAUAAGAAUUUUUGAAAUAAAUUGUUUGAAAUUUGAUUUUUUUUAGGUUUAU
Molecule: messenger RNA, 828 nt
Organism: Ichthyophthirius multifiliis
Lineage: Eukaryota; Ciliophora; Oligohymenophorea; Hymenostomatida
Product: protein kinase domain protein
Exons: 1
Biological process (GO): mitotic DNA damage checkpoint signaling; protein phosphorylation
Cellular component (GO): nucleus
Molecular function (GO): protein serine/threonine kinase activity; ATP binding
Source: RefSeq, a predicted model, not a curated record